Messenger RNA from Camponotus floridanus (Florida carpenter ant), 2087 nucleotides. RefSeq names its product uridine-cytidine kinase-like 1. Gene Ontology annotation, molecular function: kinase activity; ATP binding. The transcript is spliced from 11 exons. Bases 299 to 1966 code for a protein of 555 amino acids. The record is from RefSeq and is a predicted model, not a curated record. NCBI's taxonomy places the organism in Eukaryota, Metazoa, Arthropoda, Insecta, Hymenoptera, Formicidae. Gene Ontology annotation, cellular component: cytoplasm.
CUGUGACGCGUUCAUCAAGAAUGUGACGUCUGCAAGUUGCAACUAGUCACGUGAUCGAUGCAAGAGUGCGUUCAAAAGUCCUAUCCACCAAGUAAAAUAACGUUUGAUUAACCAAUAGGGACAAAGAGAUCCUUUAGUCAACCCACAGGAAGUGACAGAUAUUGUGCAUCGCCGCGUGCUCAUUGCAUUUGAUACUGUGCCUACGAACGACGUAGUAGAUCACGAGUGACUUCCGUCGAUAACGCGAACGUCGACGACGGAAGGUGAAAAGUUCGAAAGGCAACAGAAUCCACGUAACAUGGCAGCUAAUAUACAGCAUCCGUUCGAGCCACCCAGUUCGGCAAGCUCCGAGAGUGAUGAUGGCGACGUGUGCCUGGACGAUCGCGAGAUCUUUCUCGCCGACGAGUUGUGCGAGGAUGCUGAACACUACAGGCGCUCCGAUGUCGUCACACCGACACCGCAGUCUCCGCGGCCACCGUCCACAGGUUCACAAAAAUCUCCACGAUCACGUAGACAACGCACUACCAGCAUGUCGCAAUCAAGUAAGAAGACAUCUGCGGAAUCCAUCCUCAGGAGCAAAACUCGUACCAUUUAUACAGCUGGUAGACCUCCUUGGUACAAUUCAGCUGGUCAACAAGUGGAACCUUUUGUAAUUGGUAUCUGUGGAGGCAGCGCUUCUGGGAAGACAACGGUUGCAACUAAAAUCAUAGAAUCUCUAAAUGUACCAUGGGUGACUCUUCUUAGUAUGGACUCUUUUUAUAAAGUGUUAAACGAAAAGCAGCACGAGUUGGCCGCGCGCAAUGAGUACAACUUCGAUCAUCCUGAUGCAUUCGAUUUCGAACUUCUCAAGACUACGUUGCAGCGACUGAAGGAAGGACGCAUGAUAGAAGUUCCUAUUUAUAAUUUUGUAACUCAUCGCAGGGAAAGUAGAACGAAAACCAUGUAUGGUGCCAAUGUCAUUAUCUUCGAAGGUAUACUUACCUUCUACAAUGUCGACGUAUUGAAAUUGUGCGAUAUGAAAGUUUUCGUCGAUACUGAUGCGGAUGUCAGACUGGCCAGACGUUUACGGAGGGAUAUUUCACAAAGAGGCAGAGAUCUGGAGGGUGUAUUGAAACAGUAUAGUAAACAUGUGCAGCCGGCUUUUUAUUAUUACAUAGCGCCUCUUAUGGUUCAUGCCGAUAUCAUUGUGCCACGUGGAGGAGAUAAUGAAGUGGCAAUAGAACUUAUUGUGCAACACAUUCACACUCAACUUCAAUUGAGAGGUUUCAAAUUGAGGGAAAAGUUGGCACACUCGUAUAUUGGUCAGCCAUUGCCUUCGUCAUUGUAUUUGCUUCCGGAUACACCACAGAUAAAAGGUCUUCAUACAUUUAUACGCAAUAAGGAGACAUAUAGAGACGAAUUUAUUUUUUACUCCAAGCGAUUGAUUCGCCUAGUCAUCGAAUAUGCAUUGUCUUUGUUACCUUUUGAGGAUGUAACCGUCGAAACGCCACAAGGAGUGUUGUAUGGUGGCAAACGGGGUGCAACAAACAAGAUAUGCGGUGUGUCGAUAUUGCGAGCCGGCGAAACUAUGGAACAAGCUGUGCGGGACGUGUGCAAGGAUAUACGCAUAGGAAAAAUUCUUAUUCAAACUAAUCAACAGACUGGCGAGCCUGAAUUGUAUUAUCUCCGAUUACCAAAGGACAUCAAAGACUAUAGAGUAAUAUUGAUGGAUGCUACUGUAGCAACGGGUGCUGCUGCUAUCAUGGCGAUUAGGGUGCUAUUAGAUCAUGAUGUUGCCGAGGAAAAUGUAUUGUUGGCAUCAUUGCUGAUGGCGGAAUCUGGUGUGCAUUCUAUUGCAUAUGCCUUUCCGCGAGUAAAGAUCGUUACUUCCGCAUUAGAUCCCGAAAUAAAUGAGAAAUUCUAUGUAUUGCCUGGCAUUGGAAAUUUUGGCGAUAGAUACUUUGGCACCGAACCAUCUGAUGAUUAAGGUAGCUUAUAGAGCUACCUUAACUGUUUAAAGUACUUAUAUAUUCACUACGUUGUGUAAAUUGUGAUACAAAUAUCAAAAUAAUCUAUCAUAUCUUUAAUAAAAAGUGUGUUACAUAAAC